CAAAUAAUAAAAACGUGUCGUUUACAGUUGAAAUCUCCGUAAACGAGGAUUUCUUUGACAAAACAUGAUUCGUGCGUUAUUAUAUCAAGAAUUAUGCAAUUUACUGGUCAGUUAACGCUAACAGUUAACUUAUUUCCGCUUCCGAUCGGCUGUCAGCAGUUCAGAGGAGUUGUGUCCCACUGACGUGAACACACCCUGAAACAUGGCUGGCAAACGAGCUGCACUGAAGUCCAUCGACUGGCUGGCUUUUGCAGAGAGGGUGCCGCCCAACCAGAGGACCAUGUUUAACAGCCUGAAGACACGGAGUGAUGCUAUUUCUGCAAAGCUCGCCUCUCUGCCAGAGAAACCCCCCGCCAUUGACUGGAGCUACUACAGGUCUGCAGUGGCUAAAGCAGGCAUGGUGGAUGAGUUUGAAAAGAAGUUCAACACACUGACGGUUCCUGAGCCUGUAGACACCCAGACAGCUCUCAUCAACGCUCAGGAGGCAGAAGCGAACAAAAGCGCUGCUGCCUACAUUGAAGCAUCCAAAGCUUGUGUCGCCAAAUAUCAAAAAGAGCUUGACAAAUUCAAGAACAUGAUUCCCUUCGAUCAGAUGACCAUCGAAGACCUGAACGAUACUUUCCCAGAAACAAAGCUGGACAAAGAGAAAUAUCCCUACUGGCCACACAAACCCAUUGCUGAUCUGUAAAUGUACCACCCUGACCUGAUUAUUCUAAAUCAUCUUCCACCGAGGAAGACCUGUACAGUAUGGGUAUUACAGUCGUUUCAGUCCAUAGUUUACAAAAUGACAACAAUGACAAAACUUGGAAGUACUUGUUUUUGUAAGUCAUUUCUGAAAGUAAAUCUCGAAAGUAUGGCACAACUUUCCUGCUUUCUGUGAUCAGUAAAAAGAGUUAAAGAGUUGUCCGUGUUCACAGGCCCAUUAUAAACAACCUCAUAGACCCCUCACAGGCAAAACAACUGUUAUUUUAUUACUGGAUUUCUUCCCAGGCGUCAUGAACUGAACUUGAUCUGUCGGACUGUGUUUUCUUUCUAAAUUUGGUAUGAAAUAUCUUCCAACACUCACUGAAAAUCUAACCCUUGUGGAUACACUGAUGAGUUUUUAAGUACACACUCGGCCAGAUCACUCUCAGCAGAAAGCAGAGUUUGGUUUCCUUUCCUCUUGGCGUCACUGUUGUCUUUGGGACAGCCACUUGUAGUUGUCAGUCUUCUUUUUUGUGUAUUUACACAUGUCUGCAGGUAGGCACGGCCUCACACGCUACAGUUGACACCAUAUUGUAUUGGAUACUUCCACUGUUACAUUAGACAGAUUCAAGUCAUCCAUCAGCGUGCGGGCAGUAUGUCUGCAGUACAAAUGAUCACAGCUCCAGCCCUUUUAUUAUGCAGUGUCAGUCUUGUUCAGGCUUUGUUAUGACUACAGCAUAAAUCUACAUUUCACCACAGCUGGAAAUAUGAGUGGUCUCCCUGGGAUUGGAGAGAGACUUUAUACAUAAAGACUACUUUCUGUGCUCUCAUUGCACUGUUAUUAUGGCUUUUGGUUUGUGGGCUAAUACUGUACAUAACUCGCUCCCCAUCGGUGCAGGCAUAAUUGUGAUAAGUAGAGGAAUGUGAUCUGGCCUCAACUUUGUCAUUGUCUGAGGACGCACCGUUUACCGCAGUGGUAGAGAUACACUUUUGGCCUGCGGGGGGCAGCAUCUCUCUUGUUAAGACAGAUCUGUGAACCUUGUCUUUAAAUCCAGCUAAAAUCCAUUUAUUUAGGCUUGAGUUAGAAUAAGGACACAAGGACACUGAAUUUGCAAGUGUACAUUUUUUUCUUUUUAAGUCAAAAUAGCCUGAGAGGUCAUAUUUUAGAUCAGCAACGGGUAAGUUAUAACAGAUGAAUGAAGAAUGAAGUGAAAUAAGUACAAUUGCCUUUGAUGUUCUUUUUUAUACUAGUAAAACUAAAAGAUUCCCUGAUGCAGUGUUUUAGGACAAAUGCCAAAAAUUACAAAAGUGAAAAUAACUUGCAUCUAUUUCUUUAACACUGAAGGGAAACUGCUUAACAGUUGAGCCCAAGGUGCAUAUAUUUGUGAAAUUCAAUUUCUAUAUAUAUAUAUAUAUAUAUUUUUUUUUUUUUAAGUUUCUGUGUACUUAUUUACAUCUUGGAUUAAGUUAGUACACCAAUGAUUUAGUAUUGCACUUCCACAAAGUUGUGCAACCUGCUAGAAACAAGUUUAUGAAAUAUAUAAAGGCCAAGAUCAAAGCAGGAGAUAUCCUGAGUUUCAGUCCCUAAUGUGCAUCAAGCUCCCAAAAACAAUGGAUCUUACAGUUUCCAGAAUGCAACUUGAUAGCAUCUUUCAUAAGACCCUCCUCUCCUGCUAAGUGCCCAUGUUUUUCAAACUUCCCGGGCCCGGUUUAUAGCACAGGCUUUGUGUUAAAAAUCAAGCAAGUCUAAACCUAGACAACUCUUGUGACAUCAUCAGGGUUUUUUUCUUCAGCUAUGUCAAAGCGUCUCCAGUUGUCUCCGCAGGCGAAGUAGUAUUCCUCAUGACAAGUAACUGACUUCGAUUUGUUUUGUCAGUUUGAAUGACGACACGCUUUGUCAGCUACAUAAAGAUAAGCUACAUAGUUCAAGAACAUCGAUCCAAUUUGUUAGGCACAAAUCUAAUAGUAUAAUGUGCAAGAUCCAACUAAUAGAGCAGUUUUUUGUUUUUAUUAACCUUUGCCAGAAACAUAGCAGCAGGACUGGAAAUGUGAAAUAUUAAGAAUUCUUUAAGCAGAUAGCCGAGCAAAACAAAAUUCCACUGUCAGCACACUCUCUAGCUUAUUGCUUCUCUCUUUGAUUUUUCCACUCAGACAUGUUAUGCAUUCCACAAUAGAGUGGUGAUAAUCCUCCAGAAAACAUACACAUUAUGUCAUACCAGCGAGCGCUUUGUCGCAUGAUUCUGCAACUGGGUAAGCUUGACGUGACUGCGGUGCAAUGUGAGCACACAGCCCGCCAACAGCUUUCUCUAGAAGCUACUUCAGACUGAAAACAGUGCAAGUAGAGCAAAGAAUUGAAACAGGCUGCGAGAGGAUGAAAUAAAUAUUCUUUAUAUGUUAUUCA
Molecule: messenger RNA, 3085 nt
Organism: Morone saxatilis (striped sea-bass)
Lineage: Eukaryota; Metazoa; Chordata; Actinopteri; Moronidae
Gene: atp5pd
Product: ATP synthase peripheral stalk subunit d
Exons: 6
Coding region: 203-688 (161 amino acids)
Biological process (GO): proton motive force-driven ATP synthesis
Molecular function (GO): proton transmembrane transporter activity
Source: RefSeq, a predicted model, not a curated record